UACCGUCGCUUGUUCAUCUGUGGCAACCAGGGCCAGACGUCUGUCAGGUCGGGAGGACAAGGGCAAGCGUGAGAGAGUGAGAAAGAAGAAGCUCGGAGAAGAAGAAGAAGUCAGGGAACUUUUCAGCAUUUGUUAAUCCAGCUGUCCGUCGUGAAGUUUCGGGGGAACAGAAAUUAACGGCACAAUGAUGAUGACCCAGGUGGAGACAACGGUGCGCUAUGAUAAUGGCUACGAGGAGGAGUACAUGUUACAGGAGGAAGAGUGGGACAGGGACAUGCUACUGGACCCUGCCUGGGAACAACAGCAAAGGAAAACCUUCACAGCCUGGUGUAACUCCCACCUGAGGAAAGCUGGUACUCAAAUCGAGAAUAUUGAGGAGGACUUCAGGAAUGGACUGAAGCUCAUGCUGCUUCUGGAAGUUAUCUCAGGAGAGAGGUUACCCAAGCCAGACAGAGGGAAGAUGCGGUUUCAUAAGAUUGCUAAUGUCAACAAAGCGUUGGACUUCAUCACAAGCAAAGGAGUGAAACUGGUCUCCAUUGGAGCUGAAGAGAUUGUGGACGGGAACGUAAAGAUGACUCUUGGAAUGAUCUGGACUAUCAUCCUCCGCUUCGCCAUUCAGGACAUUUCUGUGGAAGAAACAUCUGCCAAGGAGGGUCUCCUCCUGUGGUGUCAGAGAAAGACUGCCCCCUACAGGAAUGUCAAUGUCCAAAACUUCCACGUCAGCUGGAAGGAUGGCCUGGCCUUCUGCGCCCUGAUUCAUAGACACAGACCCGACCUCCUCGACUACUCUAAGCUCAACAAGGAUGAUCCUCUGGGGAACCUGAACCUGGCUUUUGACAUAGCUGAGAAACACCUGGACAUUCCCAAAAUGCUGGACGCAGAAGAUAUCAUCAACACCCCCAAGCCCGAUGAAAGAGCUAUCAUGACCUACGUGUCCUGCUUUUACCAUGCUUUUGCUGGAGCUGAGCAGGCAGAGACGGCUGCCAACAGGAUCUGCAAGGUCCUCGGGGUAAACCAGGAGAAUGAGAAAAUGAUGGAGGAGUAUGAGAGACUGGCUAGUGAGCUGCUGGAGUGGAUCCGCCGCACCACUCCCUGGCUGGAGAACCGGACCCCAGAGAAGACCAUGGCAGAGAUGCAGCGGAAGCUGGAGGACUUCAGGGACUACAGACGCCAGCACAAGCCCCCUAAGGUGCAGGAGAAGUGCCAGCUGGAAAUUAACUUCAACACCCUGCAGACCAAGUUGCGCAUCAGCAACCGCCCUGCCUUCAUGCCCUCUGAGGGGAAGAUGGUAUCUGACAUAGCCAGUGCAUGGCAGGGCCUGGAGCAGGCAGAGAAAGGCUUCGAGGAGUGGCUCCUUACAGAGAUCCGUCGGCUGGAGAGGCUGGACCACCUGGCUGAAAAGUUUCGCCAGAAAGCCACCAGUCAUGAGAACUGGGCCAGCGGUAAAGAACUGAUCCUCUCCCAGAAGGACUAUGAAACAGCCACCCUGACAGAAAUCAGAGCAUUGCUUCGAAAACAUGAGGCCUUUGAGAGUGACUUGGCAGCCCACCAGGACAGAGUGGAGCAGAUUGCCGCCAUUGCACAGGAACUUAAUGAGCUGGAUUACCACGAUGUAGCUGCUGUGAACCAACGCUGCCAGAGCAUCUGUGACUUGUGGGACAAGCUGGGAACCCUGACUCAGAAGAGGAGAGAGGCACUGGAGCGGACAGAUAAGCUGCUGGAGACUAUUGAUCAGCUGUUCUUGGAGUUUGCCAAGAGGUCUGCUCCUUUCAACAACUGGAUGGAAGGAGCCAUGGAGGAUCUGCAGGACAUGUUCAUAGUGCAUACUACUGAAGAGGUCCAGAGUCUAAUCGCUGCUCAUGAGCAGUUCAAAGCUACUCUACCCGAGGCGGAUGCAGAGAGACAGGCCAUCUUGGGAAUCCACAGUGAGGUGCAGAAAAUUUCCCAGAGCUAUGGGAUCAAGGCCAACCUUAUCAACCCCUACAGCACCAUCACAAUCGAGGAGCUUCUCAACAAGUGGGAAAAGGUGAAGAAGCUGGUUCCUCAGAGAGAUGGCGCCCUCCAGGAGGAGAUGGCACGCCAGCAUGCCCAUGAAAGGCUGAGACGACAGUUUGCUGCCCAGGCUAAUCUCAUUGGACCCUGGAUACAGGCCAGGAUGGAGGAAAUUGGGCGCUGCUCCCUGGAGGUAGGAGGCACCCUGGAGGACCAGAUGACCCAGCUGAAGCAAUUUGAGCACGUCAUUGUUGCUUACAAGCCCAACAUCGACAAGUUGGAGGGAGACCACCAGCUGAUCCAGGAGUCACUGGUGUUUGAUAACAAACACACCAACUACACUAUGGAGCAUAUCCGUGUCGGGUGGGAGCUGCUCCUCACAACCAUCGCCCGAACCAUCAACGAGAUUGAGACCCAGAUCUUGACCCGGGAUGCCAAAGGCAUCAGCCAGCAGCAGAUGAAUGAGUUCAGAUCCUCUUUCAACCACUUUGACAGGAAGAAGAACGGAGCAAUGGACACUGAUGACUUCAGAGCCUGCCUCAUCUCUAUGGGUUAUGACUUGGGAGAGGUGGAAUUUGCCCGUAUAAUGAUGCUGGUGGACCCCAAUGCGACUGGAAUCGUCUCUUUCCAGUCUUUCAUUGACUUUAUGACCAGAGAGACAGCUGACACAGACACUGCCGAGCAGGUUGUGGCAUCCUUCCGGAUCCUGGCAACUGACAAGCCCUACAUACUAGUGGAGGAGCUGAGGAGAGAACUCCCCCCUGAACAAGCAGAGUAUUGCAUCAUGAGGAUGCCGCCUUACAGUGGCCAUGGAGCACCACCAGGAGCACUGGACUACACUGCCUUCUCCACUGCCCUCUAUGGAGAGAGCGACCUUUAACUGACGAGAAAACCUUUUAUUUACUGACCGUUUACCUAACCCCCCCAUAUUUAGAUGAAUUUAAGAAAUCUACAAGAAAGUUGGAUCAAAUAUGUUGAAUGAAAUGUGUUUGUGACCAGGUUUUUGUUGAUUAGUUUUGUGAAGCAUUAGACGGUCUACAAUCAUGCUGGGCAUCAUCACGUGUCUUGGUCCUUUUGUGUCCUCUUGGUUAAAAGAUGCCCCCUAAACAGAAAAUGCCGUGCUCAAAUGAUAUUGAAACAAUGCAUUGCACAUUUUAUCUUGUGUGUUUUGGUAUUUGUGCAGAAAGAGGGGUUCUGUGAAAAAUACUCCCGUGAAAAAUACAGAUCACUUAAUACGACAACAGGAUCAUGGUGUUUCCUUAGUUUAUCAGUUGAAAAAAUUAGACAUGAGAGUCCUGUUUCGUCUAGCAAUGCCAUGUAUUGUUUUCAUAUUUCCUCGCAGUGCCUUUGUUUUGGGAGUCUUCCGAUAAAGCAUUCUGAGAUGUUUAAAAUGAAUUGCGGUCGGCAAAAGCAAUUUUAGACCUGCUGCCAUUCAAUAAUAAACAGUGUAGAAAAUGGGUUUCCAAAAGGCCAAAAAUAUACAAUAUCAACAAAGGACAAGUGGAGAAACCACAUGAAUGCAAAAGUAAAUGUUUACAAUCAUUCAGCAGUAAAAAGGCAGAGAACAUGGAAGAGUGAAUGUGCAGUAUUCACAAGUAAUACUUUUCAAGAUAAAACAUUUUCUUAGGCAGCAACAUACAGUACAUGCUAGUGUUUACGUGUGCCUAGAAGUAAGCACAAUAAGCCAAAAUAAAUAUGCUAAGAAGAAAAUAAAGAUUAAAUAAAGCACAAUAUGUCAAGUCCUCAUUGAUCCCACGUAGGAAAAAUAUGACCAGAAUGAAAUAUAGAUGUCCAUGGUGGUAGUAUACAUCAAAAACCUCUCCUGUCUGCAUUUGUGCUUUAUGAUACAUGUUUUGUCCAGAAUCUUUUUAUAGAUACUUUUCUGUUUUGUCUUUUGGCCAUCAAAGUCAUCAUGUGGGCAUUCUUCUGUCUUUUCCCAAUUAUUGUCUCAGAUGUGUAUGCACUCUUUUGCUUGCACCUGCCAGAGGUGGUUUUGGCUUAAAAGGCAUCACUUAUGAAACGCCAUAAAUAGCCAUCUUUGUGUAACACAUGUUUAAUGUGUGCUCACUAAAUAUGUUUACUUUUGUGGUCAAGUUUGUUUCCAUUUGUCCUUUCUUGGUUCUGUAUAUUUUUGGCCGUUUUGUAUAUUCAUGUUUUAUCCCAGUAUUGACAAAGAAUUUCCACACUGUCACAAAUGGAUUGUUUAAAUAUACAGCAGUCAUAAUGAUUUAGCCAAAAUGUGCUGGUUCCCUACGUGCUCAUAACACAUGAUGCUAACACACAUUAUUUUCUGCUAAAACAAUCUUUAUGCAAUGCUCUUAAUGAAAUAGAAUGAUAAAUCAAAUGGUUUGUGUUCUUGAUUUCACACAAGCAAUUUAUGAAACAUGCCAGAGUGCUUGAAUACGAUCGAAUUUAUAAUGGAAUUUUCUGUGAAGAGGAUCGUGGGCCACUUCACACAAACUGAACACAAGGCACUGCAGCACAUUAUUAACUUAAUACUCCUAUUUAGAUGCAAGCUAUCCCCAGUAAAAGAAAAGUUGCUUUGGAUACCACUGAUCUCUAUAGAUCCAAGAGGUGCUGUCUUGUGGUGAAAGCUUUGAUUUGUUGUAUUGUGGUAAGAAAAAAUAAAGAUACUCAGGCAGUACAGUACAUUUGCUGGCUCUGUUAUCAAAGAAUUCAGUGAGUUAAACUUUGUAUUUGAUAUUUGAGGGCAAUGGGUUAAUUAAAUUGUUUGUGACUAAUUCAAACAUGUAU
Molecule: messenger RNA, 4746 nt
Organism: Chelmon rostratus (copperband butterflyfish)
Lineage: Eukaryota; Metazoa; Chordata; Actinopteri; Chaetodontiformes; Chaetodontidae
Gene: actn2b
Product: actinin, alpha 2b
Exons: 21
Coding region: 185-2872 (895 amino acids)
Biological process (GO): muscle cell development; actin cytoskeleton organization
Cellular component (GO): cell junction; cell projection; plasma membrane
Molecular function (GO): calcium ion binding; actin filament binding
Source: RefSeq, a predicted model, not a curated record